Messenger RNA from Caenorhabditis bovis, 666 nucleotides. The record is from the annotation of a GenBank genome assembly. Lineage: Eukaryota; Metazoa; Nematoda; Chromadorea; Rhabditida; Rhabditidae.
AUGUCUUUGGCGUUUGUGCCACCGCCAGCAAGGGGGAAUCCGGCAGAUCAUCAAGCUACGGUUCAGAAAUUGCUAGAUGAGAAUUCAAGGCUUAUAGACAUUAUUACGGAACUUCAAAAUCAGGGACGCGCAGACGACGCAAUCAAACAUCAGGAGCUGCUUCAUAGAAAUCUUGUUCAUCUUGCUACACUCGCUGAUCCAGCAUUGGUUCCUCAAUUAAAAAAAGAUGAUUCACAAGCACAAAACGGAGGAAGUGAACCCGCACAGAAUGCGAAUGGCGGUCCGCAACAUAAUGGUCAAAUACCUGCCCAUUUACAAACGGGACCACCACAGCCACCGCCACCGCCGGCAGCAUUCGCGCCACCUCCAAACGGCGAUCCGUACCAGCAUUAUCCAAUGAUGCAUCCCGGGCAACAUCCCGGACAACAUCCUGGACAGCAUCCUGGUCAAAAGCCGAUGCCACCGCAGCCGUAUCCGCCAUUCGGACAACCUGCACCGCAAAUGCCGCCUGGAAGACCAAUGCCUGGAUAUCCAUAUCCUCCUCAACAAAUGCGUCCAUACGGUCCUCCACACGGCUAUGAUGGCCAACAAAUGUAUCCAGGGCCUGGAAUGGCCCCACCACCGGGUGGACCACAACCAGGACCCCCACAGCAAUAUAUGCGAUAA